Scaptodrosophila lebanonensis is the source of this 1113-nucleotide messenger RNA. RefSeq lists its product as uncharacterized. The transcript has 3 exons. The coding region runs from base 27 to 461 and encodes 144 amino acids. Lineage: Eukaryota; Metazoa; Arthropoda; Insecta; Diptera; Drosophilidae. The record is from RefSeq and is a predicted model, not a curated record.
CGACGAAUUUCGCCAAAUUUUUCAAAAUGCAAGCGCUUCUAAAUUACCGUUACAGUUUUUUGGCUGGCGCUUUUGCUGCUGGUGGUAGUUUCUUUGGUAAACUGCCAAGUUUUCUCAGCGCUCAACAAAUCUUACACAGAUCGGCAACGCCAUCAUCAGAAGGAGCGGCGUACUAUAUGGAUAAACUGAUGUUUCAGUUGCUUCCAUUGGUCUUAAUGGUGGUUUGUAAUGUUUUUAACUGGCGGUUUUUCCUGAAGGCCCUCCAGAUGACACCACAAACUCUUACCGCCACCGUCUUGACAGCCGCUUCAAAUUAUGUGUUAUCGUUUAUUUUAGGUGCACUUGUUUAUCAAGAACCACUCACAGCUCUAUCCGGAGUGGGCGCAACGUUAAUAUUGGCAGGUCUUUGGUUUUUAUGUGACACGAGUGGAGAGGAAUCUAAAAAGCAGAAGGAAUCGUAAUUGUAAAAAGGAGUUUUAUAUUAUACAUAGCUUUAUAUGCAUGGCACGUUUACGCUGUUUCUAUGUGGUAUUCCUAAGUUAAACUUAUGUCAGACAUUCUACCGAUUUACGCAAUAAUUCCUGGCGAUAAUAUUGCGACCGCUUUGGGGCUCUGCAUCCAUUGCACCUUGCGGAUUGGUUCAGACAUGAUUGCAGGUGCUUCCUAACUCUCCAGGUAUGUUGAUUCGAAAUUAAACUAAUUCAAUUCUGCAUGAACCAACAAUGCAUUGUAAAUAUUGCAAAGAUGUUUGACUUCAACUUUAUUGUUAAUAUUACUGGUGAACCCAGUAUCAAUAAUCAAUGGCGAUUAAUUGAUAUUUCAAAAAGGUAACGUUCUUUUUUGUCCUGUAUGCAUUUUUUUACUUUGUUCCAAGAAAAUGGCUGAGUCGCUUCAUCGAAGACUAUUUGUCGCCAGCAUAUGCCAAUAUAUUUGUCGUAGUCUUUCUCUUCAAUAGUUAGAAACUCCUGUACCUAUUGUUAAGAAUUUUAAUGAUACUACACAAAAUUUCUCGAAAGUUAGAUUUAGCCAUGUCUUCAUACUUCAAGUAUGUCAUAUUCUUAAAAAGGGGUAAAGCUCCUGAACAACUUUCUUAACAGAUAUUCAACGCUUACA